Molecule: messenger RNA, 1785 nt
Organism: Peniophora sp. CBMAI 1063
Lineage: Eukaryota; Fungi; Basidiomycota; Agaricomycetes; Russulales; Peniophoraceae
Source: the annotation of a GenBank genome assembly
AUGCCGCCCGCCACACCGAUCCUUGAUGUGGCCAACCCGCUUUUCACACCCUCCAAACCAGCGCGGGCCUUCCUUGCCACCCUUCCGGCCAGUAAACGUGGACGACCGGAGAGAUUACAUCGCGCUAGCUUUCUCGCGCGUCUAUUCGCUUUGGCGGCUGCUGGACCCGGAUCACGGACAUCAUCGAGCAAUGGCUCACCUGUCGUGUACGACGCCCGCGGCCGUCCUGUGAACCUGCACGCGCGCUUAAGCUUUGAGUCAAACUCUAGCGCAGGCUCUGCUGAGUCUGUGUAUGGCAGUACUGGCUCGACUUCGGACGCCGAGUCCGAUGCGAGCGCAUAUAUGCACGCUCCCGCCCCGCGCGCUAAGCGGAAUGCUUCGGCACUCGACAACAAUACGUUCGGCCCUACUCCGCUCUCUUCUGUAUAUCCAUGUGCGCGGGUACCUGCUCUACAGCUUGGAAAACGGACAUACGCAUCGUUCGAGGCAAGUGACGAUGUGGAUAUAGCUGGAGAGAGACCCGGCAAGUUGCUAAAGCUUGACGCGAGUGGAGAUAGCGGGACCCUCGCUGAGAGUAGCUUCGACUCGGAAGAGCACUGGAGCUUGCUGGAUAUGAAGGGCAAGAGUCAACAGCGUGUCAACAGAGAGGGGACGCGCUUUGAGCUGCGUGUCAUUCACGAACAGCUGGAUCUCUCUCAGCAAUCCUUCGCGGACGAAAGCGCCGAUGAGGAGAGCCUCGGGCUUAGCGCCCUGCGCGACGUUGAGUCCUCGCCGGCGACUGCUGCAGCGCUGUUACCGUUGCUGGCCCGCGCGUUUCCUGGCACGGGCCUUACGGCUCGCAUCGAGGCCACCGGAGCGAGUUCCCUCCAAGAUGUUGCCGACAUACUUGGUAGAGACGGCAAACUAACGCCCGCGAUCAUAUCAGCGCUUGGAGGUCCCGCCGCUUCUCUCACGACACUCGACCUCGGACCAUCGCUCGAGCCCGAGCAGCUUGCGAAUCAUUCCGGCUCACCAUUGCAGGGUCUCAAUCUAGGCGCAGUACAAGGUACUCUGGAUGCUCUCGCUACGCCCGGCCGCUUUGCUCGCCUGCAUACACUGCGCCUUGCGCACGCACCGCUCGCGAAUCGUGACUUGCUUCGACUUCAAGGACUCCCUCUCCGCGACCUCAACCUACGCAACGCGGACCUAGGGGAUGAGGCGGCAUUCCAUCUCGUCGCGCUUGCGCCAACCCUUGUUCGACUUGACCUUUCGGGGAACAAGCUCCUCGGAGAUGAUGCGGGGGCAGCGCUUGCUCAUCUCGUCAAGCUUGAGUGGUUGUCGUUGAAGGGAACCGAUGUGCGCAUGCGCGGCCUGCGUGCGCUUAUGCCGCUUGUGAAGACUUGCGCGCUCGAGGUAUCCCGAGCCUGCGAGGUAUACCUGGACAAGCUUGGAACGCGUUACUUGCUGGCACCUGCGCCGCCAUUGAUCACAGAUCCCGAUGCGGCACGCGCGCUUGCUGCACCAGCACUCGCACGCAACCUUGCAGCACAUGCAGCGCACAAUGUUGCGGUGCGCGCCAGCGGGGACCUUCGGAUAGAUCGCACACGUCUGCGUUCAUUACUUGCUACACGCAAGGCAGACCUCAGCGUCCGCGCGAUGGUGUGGCGUGCACAGGAGGAAGCUGAAGCGCGAGCACAAGCGCAGGGAGUAUCGAAGAAAGACGACAUGUCUGAUGCAGAGGAUGAGGACGAGAGCGUGGAGGAUGGUGAAGGAGAGGAAAGUAUGGAGCUCGAUGAGGCUUGGUGA